Knipowitschia caucasica is the source of this 1362-nucleotide messenger RNA. NCBI's taxonomy places the organism in Eukaryota, Metazoa, Chordata, Actinopteri, Gobiiformes, Gobiidae. The record is from the annotation of a GenBank genome assembly.
AUGGAGUAUGAUGAGAGGCUAGCACAUUUUCGACAAACCCGACUCAAUCCCUUUGAUCGUGGAGAGGAAGAUUAUGACCCCCAAGAUGGAAAGCCUGCUCCAGAGCAAGUUGACUGCUGGCAUAAGUGCACUCUUCCUUGUGUUGCUGCAGAGCCCAGAGCAGAGUUGUCUGGGACUGGGAGCUCUGACCGGACUAUGGACCUGGGUUUGGCUGAAGAUCACUUCUCUAGGCCUAUGGGUUCCUGUGUGGAUUCUGACAUUGAAAAGCUGAAACUUGCCAUUGAGGAAUGCAAGAAAUUGAUCUUGGAGUUGCCGGAGCACUCUGAGAAACAGAAGGACACUGUAGUUAAACUCAUCCACCUUCGCCUCAAGUUGCAAGAGCUCAAGGAUCCAGAGGAAGAUGAACCUAAUUUGAGAAUUUUGUUGGAACACAGAUUUUCUAAAGAAAAGAGCAAGAGUGUGAAACAGACGUGUGAUAAGUGUAGUGCCAUAAUCUGGGGCCUUAUCCAGACGUGGUACACCUGCACAGGCUGUUAUUAUCGUUGUCAUAGUAAGUGUCUAAAUUUGAUCAACAAACCAUGUGUGCGGUCCAAAGUCAGCCAUCAGUCAGAGUACGAGCUCAGUAUCUGCCCUGAGAUUGGUUUGGAUCGACAAGACUAUCGUUGCUCUGAGUGUCGGACCCCAGUUUCACUGAGGGGAGUUCCAAGUGAAGCCAGACAAUGUGAUUAUACAGGUCAGUAUUACUGUACCACAUGCCACUGGAAUGACACCGCUAUCAUCCCCGCCCGGGUUAUUCAUAACUGGGAGUUUGAGCCACGAAAGGUGUGCCGAUCUUCACUUCGCUACUUAGCUCUCAUGAUGCCGCGGCCUGUUCUCAAGUUGAAAGAAAUUAACCCUCUGUUGUUUAACUUUGUGGAGGAGCUGGUAGAGAUCAGAAAACUUCGUCAAGAUAUUCUCCUAAUGAAGCCUUAUUUUAUCACCUGUAAGGAGGCUAUGGAGGCGAGGCUUCUUUUACAGCUUCAAGACCGGCAGCACUUUGUGGAAAAUGACGAUAUGUAUUCGCUUCAAGAUCUGAUCGAUAUUUCGAGUGGGCGCCUCAGCUGUUCUCUCACAGAGAUUCAUACCACAUUUGCAAAGCACAUUAAAUUAGACUGUGAGAAAUGUCAAGCCAAAGGAUUUGUGUGUGAAUUGUGCAAAGAAGGAGACAUCCUGUUCCCUUUUGACAGCCACACUUCAGUCUGCCAGGACUGCUCUGCCGUCUUUCACAGGGACUGUUACUAUGAUAACUCCACAACUUGCCCAAAAUGUACAAGAAUGACUGGGCGCCAACAGGAUGAGCCAUUUGACAUACAAACUAGAUAA